AUGCAGACACUCCUGGGCCAGCUGCUCGUCUACUUGCUCGCCAGUGGCGAAGUCGUUGCCGUUCUAAUCGUCCUCUUUAAAGUCACGUUCCUGCUCUUUGCUGCUGGGUUCAACCCGCCUGCUGCUGCCAUCCUGGACCGUUGGCGAUAG
Molecule: messenger RNA, 150 nt
Organism: Peronospora matthiolae
Lineage: Eukaryota; Oomycota; Peronosporomycetes; Peronosporales; Peronosporaceae
Source: the annotation of a GenBank genome assembly